Tachysurus vachellii is the source of this 808-nucleotide messenger RNA. RefSeq names its product SIVA1, apoptosis-inducing factor (gene siva1). Gene Ontology annotation, molecular function: CD27 receptor binding. Gene Ontology annotation, biological process: extrinsic apoptotic signaling pathway. The record is from RefSeq and is a predicted model, not a curated record. Bases 116 to 640 code for a protein of 174 amino acids. The transcript has 4 exons. Lineage: Eukaryota; Metazoa; Chordata; Actinopteri; Siluriformes; Bagridae.
GAGUUUGCGGGAAAGGAGAGAGAGGGGGGUCUGGUGUUGAGAGGGUUGUUUUCCUUCCGUGCAGAUUUAGUGGUGGUUUUUCUGGUACAGACUAUUUCUCAUAUUUUCCCCCAAAAUGCCUAAAAGGUCCUGCCCUUUCACCGACUCGUUUUCAACGCAGUAUAAAGUCCAUGUCGGACAAAAGGAGCUGCUUCAUGGAGUUUUCGGGAACAAGUACAGACAGGAAGUUUACGAAAAGACCAAGAACCUGCUUUUUAAUGGCACCCGAGCGGUCAUGGGGAGAAUCUGGAACGUGGAUGCAGAGGGGAGGUGUUCUGAGGUGGACAUGUCAGUGUCCAAUCAGGGUGUUGUGGCUCCUGCAAAUAAUCAGCUGCUACUCCGGGGACAGACUCUGAUUGGGUUUGAUGGGAAACUGAAGAAAGCCAAUGCAGUGUCAGGCAAUGUGACCACGCCAAAUGUGUGCGCCGUGUGUCAGAGGUCAUCAGGAAUAAGGACAUCAUGCUCUCAGUGUGAUCGUCCUGCGUGUCCCGCCUGCAUGCAGCAGUGCAACAGCUGUUCCAGCCUCUGCUGCUCCGUCUGCACCAUCACAGAUUACACAGACCGCUAUGACAAAGUCCUCUGCUGUAGCUGCUCUUCAUGAGGCGGACACAAAGGUGGACCAGACCGAUUGCUGAAUGAAAGGAAAUGUAUUUUUCUUGUAAUAAACUUUAAUGCAUUCCACACUGUAAAUGAAUUUUAUAUAGCUUUUACAUCUAUAUAAUUUCUGUGUACAUAUGUUUUUAAUCAUUAAAUAAAUACUUGGACAAUU